UUUUCCCCUUUCUCUUCGUACAAAUUCUAAUUCUUCUUUUUCUUUUUUCUUUUCUGAUUAAUUUCAGUUUACGAAGUUGGUAUUGAAUCCGUAUGAGUGUGAUCUGUAAUUGAUGUUGAGAUUUAUGGAAAUCAUUUAAUUUUUGAAAAAAAAUAUUUGUGCGUUUAGUGAAGGACAACUGAAUCGAGCUUGCUUUUUAGGUCUAAGAGUCCGUACAUUUUAUCUUCAACAAAUCUUCUAUUUAUGCUUAUCGAGAGUGUUUUGAGUGAUCUCGAGAAACUAAGGAAAAUGUUUUGAUUCUCCUUUUAUAAUCAUCGAUUGGAGUUCUCGUUCUAUUUUUCUUCUUCACUCUAUUACUAGUGAUGAAUGGUACUCCGUAAGUGAAGAUAGAUCAUCUCAGAGCUUGAAUUUCAGAGUGAUUAGAUGCGUUUUGGUUUUCGAGCUGCAAAUGAGUUCUGGAAAAGAAAAAAUCGAAUAAGAAUGAUGAAUAGUGCUUAUGAUUAUGGAGAAAUUUAAUAUUAUGCAGAUGCUGUACUGGGUUUCUGGGGAGUUCUUCCUGAGGGAAAUCAUAAUUGACUGCUGGCUCCACUGCUUGCAUACUUGGAGCGAUGGGGUCCUACAUGAACUUCAAUAACUUCGGAGACAAUGUGCAACAAGAUGGCAGUGGUGGGAAAUCGGCUGGUAGUUAUCCCUUGGCUCGGCAGUCUUCUGUGUAUUCUCUAACGUUUGAAGAGUUUCAGAAUACUUUGGGUGGAUCUGGAAAGGAGUUUGGAUCCAUGAAUAUGGAGGACCUUCUAAAGAGCAUUUGGACAGCUGAAGAGAGCCAGGUUCUGGCAUCUUGCACUGAUGGAGGAAAUGGAAGUGUGCCUGGUGGGAAUUUGCAGAGGCAGGGCUCUUUGACGUUGCCGAGGACGCUUAGCCAGAAAACUGUUGAUGAAGUGUGGAAGGAUUGCUUAAAAGAAUCUGUUGCUCCGAAAUCUGCAAGUGGUAGUGGUGGUCCAAAUAUGGGGCCGAGGCAGCCCACUUUGGGUGAGAUGACACUGGAAGAGUUUCUGGCUCUAGCUGGUGUGGUUAGAGAAGAUGCCCAACCUCCUGGGAAGGUAAAUGGCACUGGUUUCUAUGGUGGUUUACCUCCAUCAAGUGGCAAUAAUUCUACUCUCAAUAUAGGGUUUCAACAGCCACCCUUGAGUCAGGGUUUGUUGGGCAACCAGUUCACAGAGCAGAACAAUAUCGUUCUUAAUUCACCUACUUUAGGAAUCAAUAUGAGCGUUGUAACAUCUUCGCAGCAGCAACCCCAGCCACAGUUACAGCCUCUAUUUCCGAAGCAAACAACCUUAGCCUUCUCCUCGCCUACACAACUGAGAACCAAUGCUCAGCUGCCUAGCUCAGGAACAAAAGGUGCGGUGGUGGAGAUGAAGAAUGGUUUGAGUAACACACGUAUUCCUGGUGGAGCACUCGUCUUGGGUGGAUUAAGCAAUGGGGCAGUAGUUGGAACAGGGUCUCCUGGGAAUAAUUUAUAUGCGGAUGGUAUUGUUAAGAAUAGUUCAGGCACGCCAUCUUCUGCAUCCCCUUCACCUUCACCUUAUAACUUUGGGGAAGCUAGGGCAGGCAGGAGAUCCUCUGCCUCUUUGGAGAAAGUGGUCGAAAGAAGGCGGAGGAGAAUGAUAAAAAACAGAGAGUCUGCUGCCAGGUCCCGAGCUAGAAAGCAGGCCUAUACUCUGGAACUGGAAGCAGAAGUUGCAAGCCUUAGAGAAUUAAACAGUGAGCUGCGGAGAAGUCAGGAAGAAUAUAUGGAGAUGCAGAAAAAUCAGAUCUUGGACACGAUGGAUAAGUCGUGGGGCGGAAAAAAGAAAUGCUUGAGGAGGACACUCACCGGACCUUGGUAGAGUAGAGCAGUCACACUCUUACAUGUACAUAGAGUUUGGACAGCUUAUGGCGAUCCUUGUUGGAUCUGGAUCUCGUUCAACGAGUGAUACACUCUCAUGUACAGAAGCUAAAGAGUCCAUGCUGUAUGUUGUGGUGCUACUACUAUUUAUUACGAAUGACUAUUUGUUGCUUCUCUGCUCUCUUCAUCUUGUUGUGUAUCUCAACUGCAGCUUAUACUGCUACUUUUGUUAGGGUUUAGGUCUAGCAGAAUAUAGUAUUUGGCACGAACAGAAUGAUAUUUAUAUAAUGUUCUGUAUCAAUAUAUGUUUAUAAUUAUGUUUGAGCUGUA
This is a messenger RNA of Salvia splendens (bonfire salvia), 2215 nucleotides long. Its product is annotated as ABSCISIC ACID-INSENSITIVE 5-like protein 7. Gene Ontology annotation, biological process: positive regulation of DNA-templated transcription. The record is from RefSeq and is a predicted model, not a curated record. Gene Ontology annotation, cellular component: nucleus. NCBI's taxonomy places the organism in Eukaryota, Viridiplantae, Streptophyta, Magnoliopsida, Lamiales, Lamiaceae. Gene Ontology annotation, molecular function: DNA-binding transcription factor activity. Bases 609 to 1886 code for a protein of 425 amino acids. The transcript has 5 exons.